AUGUCUUCUCCCGGGGCCACCUCCAACCCUUUGAACGCUCUGGCGCCCAAAAGGAAAACCAAGAAGAAACACUUUGUGCAGCAGAAAGUGGAGGUUUUCCGAGGCAGUGACCCCGUGUUGAGCGUGCUGAUGUGGGGAGUCAAUCACUCGAUUAAUGACCUGAGCCAUGUGCCUGUACCUGUCAUGCUGCUUCCAGAUGACUUUAAAGCCAGCACCAAGAUCAAAGUCAGCAACCACCUCUUCAACAAAGAGAAUCUUCCAGGACAGUUCAAAUUCAAAGACUACUGUCCACAGGUGUUCAGAAACCUGCGAGAGCGGUUUGGAAUUGAGGACCAAGAUUACCAAGUGUCUCUGGCCCGCAGUCCUCCACUAAAAUAUGAAGAGGGGCAAGGCACGAAGCUGGUGCUGACAUCAUAUGACCACACUUUGGUAGUAAAAGAAAUCUCCAGUGAGGAAGUGGAGGGGAUGCACAACAUCCUUUCUGAGUAUCACCAGCAUAUUGUCACCUGCCACGGCAGUACGCUGCUCCCUCAGUUCCUGGCGAUGUACAGAGUUUCUGUGGAGAGCGAGGACACAUACCUAUUGGUUAUGAGAAACAUGUAGCACAGACUGCACAUACACAGGAAGUAUGACCUCAAGGGAUCCCUGGUUGUCCGUGGAGCAAGUUUUAAAGAGAAGGUGAAGGAGCUGCCCACGUAUAAAGAUGUAGACUUCAGGAAUAACAUGCAAAAAGUUUAUGUAAGCGACGAUGAGAAGGAAAAGAUCGUGGAUAAGCUGAACAGAGAUAUCGAGUUUCUAGUGCGUAUGAGGAUCAUGGAAUACAGCCUGCUGCUGGGCAUCCAUGAUGUUGAGCGGGCUGAGAGGGAGGAGGAGGAGGAGGAGAUGGAGUCGUCCUAUGAAGAGGAAGAGGAGGAUGAAAACACCUUGGCUCCCGCUCCACGAUUCACCUCACCUGAGGGUAUUGGUGGCUACAUGAACUCUUUCAAACCCAUGGGUCCUGGAGAAUUUGACCCUUACGUGGAUGUGUACGCUAUUCAGAGUGCUGUCGGUGCACCCCAGAGGGAGGUGUAUUUUAUGGGUCUGAUUGACGUGCUGACACAAUACGACACCAAGAAGAAAGCUGCUCAUGCUGCCAAGGCUGUCAAACACGGGGCAGGAGCAGAAAUCUCAACCGUUCAUCCAGAGCAGUACGCCAAACGUUUCCGGGAGUUCACCACAAAGAUCUUUGCCUAGUUCAAUGAUUCAGUCCCAUCAUCAUUUAAUACAAGAUGAGUCUCUCGAUGCAAUACUGAUGUCAUCUCAAACCUAGAAGCACUUCAAAUGUACUGUUAAUCUCUAAAAGUGCAUUCAUCGUUCAUGACAUGAUGUACUGCACGAUGGACAGUGCAUUUAUUUUGAAUUAAUAACUGGAAUUUGCAGACAGGAGAAAAACUAUUGUUGAUGGGUUUUCUUUUGUUUUCACUUGUUUUCAG
Cyclopterus lumpus (lumpfish) is the source of this 1472-nucleotide messenger RNA. Its product is annotated as phosphatidylinositol 5-phosphate 4-kinase type-2 gamma-like. Gene Ontology annotation, molecular function: phosphatidylinositol kinase activity. Gene Ontology annotation, biological process: phosphatidylinositol metabolic process. The record is from RefSeq and is a predicted model, not a curated record. NCBI's taxonomy places the organism in Eukaryota, Metazoa, Chordata, Actinopteri, Perciformes, Cyclopteridae.